Macadamia integrifolia is the source of this 3193-nucleotide messenger RNA. RefSeq lists its product as uncharacterized. The transcript is spliced from 12 exons. The record is from RefSeq and is a predicted model, not a curated record. The coding region runs from base 997 to 2796 and encodes 599 amino acids. NCBI's taxonomy places the organism in Eukaryota, Viridiplantae, Streptophyta, Magnoliopsida, Proteales, Proteaceae. Gene Ontology annotation, molecular function: lipid binding.
UUUAGUUUAUUACGCUAAUAUAUGAAAUGGGCACAUCUCGAGAGAGUUUUUUUUUUUUUUUUUUCAGCUGUUUGUUUCUAUCAUGUUCGGUAACGUGAGUUCUUUUGUUUCUAUAAAUUAAUUUCUGUUGAAAUCUGCGUAUGUGUUUCUGUGAACUUGAGUUGCUACUUCAGUUUAUUACGCCAAUAUCUGAAAUGGGCAUAUCUCGAGAGAGCUUUUUUUCAGUUGGGUUGGGAUGAAUUCCCAGUUUUUUUUGACUUUGGGGUUUGGUUUGAUUUGCUGAGAGCUUGAGAUACGAAAUCUGGAGAGCUAUCUUUAUAUCUCUGUAUAUCUCUGUUUGGAUAUCUGAAUAUUUGCUUUCUGUAAAAUACCGUGAGCCCGUGACCAGACUUUGGGUGGUUAUACCGAUCACAUCAUCAUAAGGUUACGUUUCGUACUCCCUGAGAGAACUUAUUCUCCUCCAUUUUUUUUCUGGGUUUCCCGAAUUCUAAUUUUUUUCUUCUUCUUCUAUAAAUCUGAUCAGAGUGUGAAUGGCUCAUCCCUUUCUUCCAGUCUCACUGCCUCUUUUUUUUUAUCUAUUUUUAUGAGCUUUAAGAUGAAGUUGCUGCCAUCUAGGGAACUCCCUUAUCGUGUAUCUUAGUUGUUUAUUUUGAAUUUGCUUCUGGGUCUUGUUGAAAUUUAAGGAUUUAUCUUUAUCUACUUAGAGAGCUGAACAGAAGCCCAUUUCGAGCUUUGUGUUGGCUAGUUCGAUACUGUGCUAUGAGUUACGGAUAGAGCUUAUUUUUGUAGUCUCAUAAUAAGAUAAGAGAGAAAAGGGUGGUGCAAAUGUGUUAAGCUAACACACUUUUGCAUGCUUGACUGAAUGAGUUGGUUGAUUUCUGUAAAUUUUGCAUCCCAAAAGCAGGUGAUAUUUGAAUUUAUUGUGAGAAUUCAGCAUUGUCUUCGAUAGGACUUCUUGAGAUAAGUCUCUGUUUUGGGUUUACUUGGAGAUGCAAAAUGGAGACAAAACAAAAGAUGUCAGAGUUUCGAGAGAGGCUGGAUAUGACACUUGCAUCUCAGAAUCUUGCAGAUGAGGAACAUAUUAAGAACCUUGUCAAGAAACAACUUCAACGCUCCUCACAACAGGACAAGACUCAGGAACCCACUGAGAAUAUUGUAGAAAAAAGGACCAAGGAAGCAUUAAACUUCCUCGACAUGUUGAAGAGUACUUCCCAAAAUGACAGUGAUGUGUCAAAGACUCAUGAAAAAUCGCAUGCCUGUUGGAAGCUACAAGCAGACAAUGAAGAAUUCCGUGUUAUGUAUCGAGAAGGCCCCCAGGGCACUCCCUUUCAUAUGCUACUUGUAGAAGGCUUUGUUGAUGCACCUGUUGAUGUUUGUUUAUGUGUUUCAUGGCAGUCAUCGCUUUAUAAAAAAUGGUGGCCUCAGUUUACUAUCCCGACUUUCAAAAUUACCACAUCCAAAUGUUUGCAAAAGGUUCGAAUCGGUGAACAGAUAUGUCUAGUGAGGAUGAAGUUUUCAUGGCCACUGUCAGCUAGAGAAGCUGUUGUGCAUUUUUUGGAGUUGGAGUUUUUUGAAGAAGAUCUUGUUAUUGUGCUCAUAAACUCGAUAUCAGACUUACAGAGUAUUGAUAGAACUACACAUGGGUUCACCAAUGAGGGGAUACCUGAAGAAAAGGAUGUGAUACGAAUAGAUGUUGUUGGAGGCUUUGCUAUACAAAAGGUGUCCUCAAAUAGAAGUUACUUUCGGACAAUAGCAACUAUGGAUAUCAAAUUGGAGUUUGUUCCUCCGGCACUAAUUAACUUUGUCUCGAGGCAGCUUAUUGGCAGCGGUUACAAGCUUUACAAAAAGACAGUUACUUCUGCAGCCAGGGGUGAUGAGGAUUUCAGCAAGGCCUUGGAGGAGGACCCACUCUAUUCUCAGAUUCGGGAAGGUUUAAACCCUCACAAUAAACUCCAGAAGGCUCUCAUAUGUGAGAAUUUUACUUUUCCUAUCCCUGAAGAAGAUGCAAACAGAAGUCCACAGGCUAAUGAAUCAGUUAAUGACCAAGUGUCCCUUGGUAUUGACCUUGCAAGUGAAGCUCUGCAAGCUGAUUCUCUGGUUACUAAUCAGACAUGUUGUGGAGAAAUAGAGGAGGAACUGAUUGAAGAAGACGAACAAUUAGAGAGGAGUGGCAAAGGCAUGGAUCACUCUCCGACCAAUCAUUUUGCAGAACCAUGUCAUGUCAACAAGGAAAAGAAGGUUUUUGUCAGUCCUGAGGUGGAAAAUGCUCUAGGCAUACUAAAUGAGGCCAUAUCUAUGGUUCGAGAGAGUAGAGUUUUUCAACAAAGUUCCUCUACUGGUCCCACUAAUCAAGAGUCUCCAAAUCUUAAAAGAGUUAUGGGGGCAGGCUCCUGUUUUUCAGGAGAUGGUGCCCUUCCUGUAGGGGAAGUCUGUGUUGUGGCACCAGAAGUGGAUAACAUGAAUAGGUCAUCAGAUGAAGCUGGUGAUGUCUCUGGCAUUCUUAAUACCAGGGAAGCCAAACCAGAAUCUCCAACAAAAGAACUGAUCCGGAACCAGAUAAUGCCAGUAUCUCCAGAACAAAAUUUCCCAAUUUCAAGCAAAUCUCAGAAGGUUAUGUCGACUUCUCAAAAUGGGACAACACCAAAGGCGCCAAUGUUGGAGAACAAGGCGAAUGGUUUUAAGGAAGUUAAUGUCGAAUCAAAUGGCAUACUUGCAAGUUCAAAGGGUAAGAGAGAGAUGUUGCGGCGACAAAAGAAGAAACAAUGGAUCUGUUGCUUACACUUGGGUCCAAGCUAAGUCAAUGGUUUGGUUGAAUCUUUUCACAUGGAGAGGAGCUGCUGGCCGGAAACUUGGCUCAUAUGAGAUGAUUUGGCAGGUGCAUAUAUGAAUCCUUUUGGGGUUGCCAACUGUAUCCAGUUCUCUUGAGGGAAAAUUGGUUCUGCUGCUGCUAGUGCAGUGAUCCAAGACCAUCGAGCCGUUUUCAGUGCAUCAAAAUCUGUUUGUUUGACAAGGCAACUCCUGAGGAAUCUGAAGUGGCUGACUUCAAGCUUACUUUGCAAUGUCUUUCUGAAUUCAGUUAAUGAACAUUUUUGUUGGCUCUCUACCCCCUUACUGUCUCUUUGAGGCUUGGGCCUCUGAUUAUAGUCAUGUAACCCUUUUUUUUAUAAUAGAAAAAAGAAACCCCUUUUGCUAA